AUGCGAACGAAAAGGGGGCUGCCCAAAGACCUGAGCGAGAACCAAAUCCAGGCCAUUCCUCGCAAAGCCUUCCGGGGGAUCACUACUGUCAAGAACCUGCAAAUGGACAGCAACCACAUCAGCUGCAUUGAGGACGGAGCCUUCCGCGCCCUCCGCGACCUCGAGAUUCUCACCCUCAACAACAACAACAUUUCCCUUAUCCCACUGUCCAGCUUCAACCACAUGCCCAAGCUGCGGACUCUGCGUCUUCACUCCAACAACCUGCACUGUGACUGCCACUUGGCCUGGCUCUCCGACUGGCUCCGGCAGAGGAGGAGCCUGGCACCGUUCACCCAGUGCAUGGCCCCCGCCAACAUGAGAGGUCUCAACGUGCCCGAUGUGCAGAAGAAGGACUUUGUGUGUACAGGCCCUACCCAGGCAGAACCUCGCACCUGCACACCUCAGGCCUCGGUCUGCCCGGCGGCCUGCACCUGCAACAACAACAUCAUCGACUGCCGUAGGAAGGGCCUCACGGAGAUUCCCGCUAACCUUCCCGAAGGCAUUGUGGAGAUUCGCCUGGAGCAGAACCUGAUCAAGAGCAUCCCUGCCGGAGCAUUCUCUCUGUACAAGAAGCUGAAGAGAAUAGACCUGAGCAAGAACCAGAUCUCCGACAUUGCAGCUGAUGCCUUCAGUGGCCUGCGGUCCCUCACCUCACUGGUCCUGUACGGGAACAAGAUCACGGACAUCCCCAAGGGACUCUUUGAUGGGCUGGUGUCCCUGCAGCUCCUGCUGCUCAAUGCCAACAAGAUCACCUGCCUACGAGUGAACACCUUCCAGGACCUCCAGAACCUCAACCUCCUCUCACUGUAUGACAACAAGCUGCAGACCAUCAGCAAAGGCCUCUUUGCGCCCCUGCGGUCCAUCAAGACCCUACAUUUGGCCCAGAACCCCUUCAUGUGUGACUGCCACCUGAAGUGGCUGGCCGACUUCCUGUUCGACAAUCCCAUCGAGACCAGCGGCGCCCGCUGCUCACACCCGCGCCGCCUGGCCAACAAGCGCAUCAGCCAGGUGAAGAGCAAGAAGUUCCGCUGCUCAGGCUCAGAGGACUACCGGAGUCGGCUAAGUGGGGACUGCUUCCAGGACCUGGUGUGCCCUGACCGCUGCCGCUGCGAGGGCACGGUGGUGGACUGCUCCAACCUCAAGCUCACGCAUAUCCCUGCCCACCUCCCAGAGCAUACCACAGACCUGCGGCUGAAUGACAAUGACAUCGCCAUCCUGGAAGCCACGGGGACCUUCAAGAAGCUUCCAAACCUGCGCAAAAUCAACCUGAGCAACAACAAACUGCGUGACAUCCGAGAGGGGGCCUUUGAGGGGGCAGGCAGCAUCCAGGACCUUUUGCUGACGGGGAACCGGCUACUAAGUGUGCAUGGGCGCAUGUUCAAGGGUCUCACAGGCCUGAAGACACUGAUGCUGAGGAGUAACCUGAUUAGCUGUGUGGAUAACAGCACCUUCACAGGGCUGAGCUCCGUGCGUCUGCUCUCCCUGUAUGACAACCGCAUCACCAGCGUGGCCCCGGGGGCCUUCGGCACGCUGCACUCGCUCUCCACCAUCAACCUGCUGUCCAACCCCUACGUGUGUGACUGUCACCUGGCCUGGCUCGGAGCCUGGCUGAAGAAGACGCGGGUGGUAAGCGGAAACCCUCGUUGCCAGAAACCUGCCUUCCUGAAGGAGAUCCCCAUCCAGGACGUGGCGGGACCUGACUUCACCUGCGACGGUACGGAGGAGAGCAGCUGCCAGCCGGCCCCGCGGUGCCCAGAGUCGUGCGCAUGUUCGGACACAGUGGUGCGCUGCGGUAACAGGGCGUUGCGCUCGCUGCCCAAGGGCAUUCCCAAGGACACGACGGAGCUAUACCUGGAAGGGAAUCUGUUGACCUCAGUGCCCAAGGAGCUGUCGAGCCUCAAGCAUCUGACUCUCAUAGACCUGAGCAACAACAGCAUCAGCUCGCUCGCCCCACUAACCUUCAGCAACAUGACGCAGCUAUCCACGCUCAUCCUCAGCUACAACCAGAUCCGCUGCAUCCCGGUGCAGGCCUUCGAUGGACUGCGCUCCCUACGCCUCCUAACGCUCCAUGGGAACGACCUUUCGACCAUCCCGGAGGGAGCCUUCAACCACUUGACGUCUUUAUCCCACUUGGCCCUGGGCGCCAACCCACUGUACUGUAACUGUGACCUGCGCUGGCUCUCCCAGUGGGUCAAGGCAGGCUUCAAGGAGCCAGGCAUCGCCCGCUGCACCGGACCCCCCGACAUGGCCGACCGCCUUCUGCUCACCACCCCCCUCAACCGCUUCCAGUGCAAAGGCCCCGUGGAUUUGAACCUGAUGUCCAAGUGCUCCCCCUGCCUGGCCUUGCCCUGUCAGCACAAUGGCACCUGCGUGGGCGACCCCUCCGGCUCGUACCAGUGCACCUGCCCCUUUGGAUACAAGGGCCGUAACUGUGAGGUAGCCAUCAACGCCUGCAUCAGCUUCCCCUGCCUCAGUGGCGGGACCUGCCACGUGAAGCCAGGCCAGGACGACCAGUUCAGCUGCGUGUGCCCGCCUGGGUUCGAGGGCCAGCGCUGUGAGGUCAAUCCCGACGACUGUGAGGACAAUGACUGCGAGAACAACUCCACCUGCGUGGAUGGCAUCGACAACUACACCUGCGUUUGCCCCCCCAACUAUGCAGGUGACCUGUGUGAUGAGGUCAUCGAUCAUUGCGCCCCCGGGUUUGACCCCUGUCAGCACGACGCCAAAUGCAUCACCCUCGCCAAAGGCUACAGGUGUGAGUGUCCCCCGGGCUACGUGGGUCAGACCUGCGAGCAGGACUACAACGACUGCCUGGAGAAUAAGUGUCAGCACGGGGCGCAGUGUGUCGACGCCGUCAACGGCUACACCUGCAUCUGUAAGGAGGACUUCAGCGGGCUAUUCUGUGAGGUCCCACCUCCCAUGAUCCUCCUGCAGACCAGCCCAUGUGACCAAUUAGACUGCCAGAAUGGGGCGCCGUGCCUGCUGGUCGCUGAGGAGCCCUUAUGCCGCUGCCUUCCCGGAUUCUUCGGCAGCAAGUGUCGCAAGAUGGCCGCCGUGCACUUCCUGGGCAGGGACGCCUACGUGGAGCUGCCGGGUGCCAAGCCCCGCCCUACUGCUCAGAUCUCGCUCCAGGUCGUCACGGACACAGACAACGCCAUCCUGCUGUACAAAGCGGACCAGGACCCUCUGGCUCUGGAGCUGUACCAGGGCCACGUACGCCUCGUGUACUACAUCUCUGGCUAUCCGCCCACAACUGUGUACAGUGACGAGUCUGUAAACGACAGCCUCCUCCACACAGUGGAGCUUCUCAUGCAGAACCACACCUUGGUUCUGGUGGUGGACAACGGCGCCCCCAAGAGCCUGGGGAAGCUGUCGCGACAGCCCUCGAUCGACCACAGCACGCACCUGUAUGUCGGAGGUACGCCACCAAUGGUGGGGGCUUCAGCUCUGCGGCAGAGUGGCUCCCACGCCUUCAGAGGCUGCAUCCUGGACGUGAGAGUGAACGGCGAGCUGCAGGACCUGGGUGCCGGCCGCCGGGGGAAGCAGGAUGUGCAGUCAGGCUGCCACUUAUGCGGCGUGUGCGGGCAGGGGACCUGUCGUCAGCGGGGUGACACCGGGGUGACCUGCGAGUGCCCGGCUGGCCGUGGCGGACUACUCUGCGACCACAACAGUGCGCCCAGUCCCUGUCAGACCAGCAGGUGCGUACACGGUUCCUGUGUGCCCAAAGGCUCCUCCUACAGCUGCAAAUGCUCCGAGGGCUACUCCGGCCAAUACUGUGAUCGCAGGGAGGAGCCUCCAGCCUGUAGGGGGCGCCAGUGUGGGCAUGGCGAGUGUCAGCUAAUGGAUGGCGGUGAACCGACGUGCCGCUGUCAGUCGGGCUACACGGGCCCCACCUGCGAGACAGAGCUGGCCUGUCAGGGCGACAUGUUCCGGGACGUGCUGAAGCGACACAUGGGCCACAAGACCUGCACCUCCACCAGCAAGGUUCCCCGUGUGGAAUGCUCCCGGGCCUGCCAGGGUGGGCUGUGCUGCGCCCCCGUCAAGAUCCGCCGGCGGAAAGUAGUCUUCAAGUGCAGCGACGGCUCCUCGUUCUCCGAGGAGCUGGAAUCCCCUGUGGAAUGCGGCUGCACAAAGUGCCUGCUGUAAACCCCCAGGGGUCAGAGGAAGGACAAGGCUUGAGGGCCAAAGAAAUAUAUUGUAAAAUAAAACAAAUAGAACUUAUUUUUAUUAAGGGAUUUUUAAGAGACUUGUUUUUUUUUAAAAAAAAAAAAAAAAAAAGUGGGGUAUAUGUGUCAUAUGAGGCUUUACUACGUACCGUAAAUAAAUAAACCAACAAAACAGAUUAGCAUUUCUGAAAUUAUAUAAAUUUAUAUGUGUGUGUGUGUGUAAGUGUAAGUGUAUAAAUCUAUAUAAAUGUGUAACCUAACCUGAGGAUUGGACCUGCUCUGUACUGCAUGUCUUUGUGAGUGUUGGAAAAGAAGCUUUGGAACACUGAGGUGCAAGUGAGGAGUUUCGUUCCGCUGAAAGAGAAGGGAUCUGGGGUCGGGGGGGCAGGAAGUGCCCUCCCCCCCACAAGACUAUCAAGACAGUCAAGCUCUCACCCUCAGUGUUGGAAGCAAAAUAAGACAAAAAAAUGAACUGGACCACAUUUUAGCAAAGUUUAUAAUGGACCUCAGCCUUACAGGGCCACCUAUCGGUCUUGGACUCUCUCCUCAGAAGCUGAGAAAUGUGAUUUUUUUGUUUUCAUGGGGAGGUGCACGUCUCUGGAGCACAUACCCAGACGUCGUCUUCCUCCUGGUCUUCCUCCAAACCCCCGGUAAAUGCCCUCACUGUUCCCCUGUGAGCCCCUCAGCAGCUGCCCCGCGCAUCUUACGGCGGAGGGCAGAAUGUGAACUUCAAAUGACGGGUGAAGUGUUUGUGCCGUGGGGGUCCUGAGGACGGCAGCUGCCCCCCCCCAACUGCUCACGUUUUUAAUGGCUAGGAUAUGGUACUGCUGUUUGACAGUAUAGUGUUGGUUCUAACUAUUCUUGUCCCUCACUAUGUUAACUAUUAAAGAAGCAUAUGAAGCCGGUUACUACUGUAAUGUUUACCUUAUACCUGUUCCUUAUAUAUUUUCCACAGGAAGUGCGGUCACCGUGCCCAACGCCCAUGAGAUGUUAGUUACUAAAGUAGUGUGAAUGUUCUCAGAAGAUCUCCUCAGGCCUCAGGCCCAGCAUGGCUCUGGACUCAAGAACAAUAUACAUAGUUAAUGAGCUUCCUAAUGGCUUGAAGAUACUUUAUAUUAAAACUUUUAAUGUCUAUUAUGGCGUGACUAAUAAAAGUUCUGUCUUCCAGACAUAGAUAUUUUCUGGUAAAAUAUGAAUCCGAGUGUUGUGUACUUAUACUAAAUGUUGAAUUAAACCCUAUUGGAAUUGAAUAA
Molecule: messenger RNA, 5458 nt
Organism: Brienomyrus brachyistius
Lineage: Eukaryota; Metazoa; Chordata; Actinopteri; Osteoglossiformes; Mormyridae
Gene: slit3
Product: slit homolog 3 (Drosophila)
Exons: 33
Coding region: 1-4185 (1394 amino acids)
Biological process (GO): negative chemotaxis; axon guidance
Molecular function (GO): heparin binding; calcium ion binding; Roundabout binding
Source: RefSeq, a predicted model, not a curated record